Molecule: messenger RNA, 4547 nt
Organism: Hippopotamus amphibius kiboko
Lineage: Eukaryota; Metazoa; Chordata; Mammalia; Artiodactyla; Hippopotamidae
Gene: WDR13
Product: WD repeat domain 13
Exons: 10
Coding region: 2971-4458 (495 amino acids)
Cellular component (GO): nucleus
Molecular function (GO): promoter-specific chromatin binding; protein binding
Source: RefSeq, a predicted model, not a curated record
AGAGAGGGAUGGGGUACUGUUGUUAACAUUGCUGGCUGGUUACCGGGGGAGGGGUGGUGGUUUCUGGUAUCCAAGAUAAGAAACUUAGUCCAGUUCUACAUCCUGCCUGGAUCCAAAUGCUAGUUUUAAUAUUUUCUACAUCUGUGGCCAUGGGCAGUAAACCCCUCCAGGGUUCACUUUCCUCAUCUUGAAAGUGGGGCUAAAUGUUGCACCUACCUCAUUAGGGCUGUUGUGACAGUUCUAUAAGAUGGAUGUUGUAAGAGCCUGGUAAAUGCAGGCUGUCACCAAAACUAGGUGAGACAUCCCAAGAAAGUAAGAAUGGCUUCAUAUUUGAAAAGCAACCAGAUAUAGGUCAUUGUGUUAAUGGAAAAAAUGGGACAAAUCAAGGGCUGUGCCCAUGUAGCUAUAUCACAUGAGACCGAGGUACUAAACCCAGGGUCCAGUCUUGCUUGGCCCCCAGUCUGGUGCUGAAUCACUCACUGAGUAAAUGGAAUUGAGAUCUUAAGAGCAGAGUGACUCCAGUUCUAGUCCUGUGAAGUGAUUUCUCCUCUGAAUCAAUCACUGCCUGGCCUCACUGGCCUUACCCACACAUUCAUUGUUCAGAGCUUUGUGUAUUUGGCUCCUUUUCAUUCAGGUUCCAGCUUGAAUUUUUGUUUGUUUAUUUUUAUUUUUUUUAAUUUUAUUGAAGUGUAGUUGAUUUACAGUGUUGUGACCAGCUUAAAUUUAUUUCUCAUCCCUCCUUCCUUCCCCCACUGCUCAGCAGUGCUAACCAAACUACUCUUUUAGUGAUAGUAAACACCAAUCUAAAAAUGAUCUUAUUUUAUCACUUAUCUUUCUAGCUAGAAAGACAGCUCCAUGAGAAUGGGGACCAUUUGUCUGAGUUACUACUGUUUAUCCAGUGCCUGGCACCUAGUAGGGGCUUGAUAAAUAUUUGUUGGAAAGCUGGCUUGUUAUUGAAGCUUGCUGGAGGCUGCUCAAGUGGUCUUCGAGGCUUUUCCCAAGUGUAGGAAUCUGGUUUCUGACUCAGGCUAUGGAGAGUUGUUGAGGCAGGUUAAUAACAAAAGCAGGGAAGGAAGAGGCAAACAGAAGAGAAUGCAAGCCUCAGGGAAUAAGUAACUUAUGGCCUCUUUCACAAAGAUCCUGCCAUAAACAGCCCAGACAUCUGAGUCAAGGAGAUAAGGGAAAACCUAACUUCUGCACUCUGGCCUCUGUACCUUGCCCCUGCCUAGAUAAACAUAGCUAUAGGCGCCCAAAAAAAGCACGGGAACUGGUUUAUAAAAGGGGAAACUUUUCUUUGUUUGGGGGCUCAGUCUUUGGAUGUGAGUCCACUGGGCCUGUACCGGUACAAUAAACAUUGCUUCCUGUAUUGCAAGCCUCGGUGUCCUGCCUACCUCUACUGAUUCCUUCAACAUUGUCACCAUUAAGACUUUGGGGAUCGUGAGAACUUUGGCUUCAGAGGCAAAUGUUUUCCCAUCAGGAAAUGGUCAAAUUUAAAUUAAGAUCUUAUGUCCCAACCCCCACUUGUCCAAUUUGGGAAGAAACCUCAGGGAUGAGAUAAGUGAAUAAGGACUCAAGGUCUACAUGCCAGUCACAUCUCAGCUCCAUGUGUCCUCCCAUUUCGCUCUCUGGCCUUGAUUUUCAGCACACCCUUGUCACCCCAAGCCACCUAGGCUUUCCCUCAGAUCAUGCUCCUUUUAGUUUCUGAGGAUGAGGCCCAACUUGAGGUUAGUAAUGAAAAGCGGACACAGCCAGUGUGGUCCAGUGCUCGCCUUUGCAGUUGUAAACUCUGGAGGCCAUAUAGGCAGGAGGCACAUGAAGAAAGGAGUCCAAAAAGGACAUGGCCCCUGCCUGUUUCUACCAUCACUUAAGUUACUAUUAUAACGUGGUGUUAUCUUCAAACAGCUCUGGUUUACCUGUCUUUUUUGUCCAAAUGUGUUUUUGUUUGUUCAUUCAGCUACCACUCUGACAGUAAAAUAGCCCCAGAUUCUGUUAGAGUGGGACUUGUGGUCCCCCAUGGACUUGAACUUUUUUAGAUGUCAUGAUUAUAACCAAGGUCAUUCACAACCUCCAGGAGCUGCUUCUGGUGACUUGAUAUCCCAGGCCUGAGACCCUUCUUCUCCCACCCACUGACCUGCCAUUCACGUACAUAAAUUCUACCCCUUUCUCUCCAGGCUCCCAACAAACUGAAAGUGCCUGCUGUCAUCAACUUGUUUAAAACCCAUUUUUAAUCCAGUAAGCGUGUGUAAAUGUUUAACAACAAAAAUUGAAAAAAUGCAGAACACAUAAAUGCGAGAGGUGGCUGUUGUCAUUCUAAUUCACAUUAUUCUGCUCCAGAUUUACCUCUGGCAGAUGGAUCUGUUAUUGGGAAAAGUUUGUUUUUUUUUGUUUUUGUUUUUUAAUAAAUAAUAUAUUUAUUUACUUAUUUAUUUUUGGCUGCAUUGGGUCUUCGUUGCUGUGCACGAGCUUUCUCUAGUUGUGGAGAGCAGGGGCUACUCUUCGUUGCAGUGCGCGGACUUCUCGUUGUGGUGGCUUCGUGUUUUGGAGCACGAGUUCUAGGUGCAUGGGCUUCAGUAGUUGCAGCACGUGGGCUUGGUAGUUGUGGUGCACGGGCUUAGUUGCUUCUCGGCAUGUGGGAUCUUCCCGGACCAGGGAUCGAACCCGUGUCCCCUGCAUUGGCAGGCGGAUUCUUAACCACUGUGCCACCAGGGAAGGUCCUGGGAAAAGUUUUAAACAACUAACAGUAGUCAACAUUUAGUGGAUAUCUUCUCUGUUCCAGAUGCUUACCUAAGCUUUACAAAUAUUAACUCACUUAGUCCUCACACUAACUCUAUGAGGCAGUUUUUUUUUUUCAGAUGAGGAGGCUGAGUCACAGAGGGGUUAAGUGACCUGCCCAAGACUACAUAGUUGUCAGAGCCUGUGGCAGUGGCCAGGUUAUACUGCCUUCUGAAAAGUACUGUACUACCUCCUGAAAUGACAGCAGAUGUUCUCGUAACAGGCUCCCGCGGGCGGACAGGCCGGAAGAGGAGGCCGGGGAAUGGCCGCUGUGUGGCAGCAAGUCUUAGCAGUAGACGCAAGUUUCGGACACAAUAUAUCCGACGGCGCAGCCAGCUACUGCGGGAGAAUGCCAAGGCUGGGCACCCUCCAGCAUUGCGUCGGCAGUACCUGAGGCUGCGCGGGCAGCUGCUGGGCCAGCGCUACGGGCCCCUCUCUGAGCCAGGCAGUGCUCGUGCCUAUAGUAACAGCAUCGUCCGCAGCAGCCGCACUACCCUUGACCGCAUGGAGGACUUCGAGGAUGACCCUCGGGCCCUGGGGGCCCGUGGGCACCGCCGCUCCGUCAGCCGAGGCUCCUACCAGCUGCAGGCACAGAUGAACCGUGCAGUCUAUGAGGACAGGCCCCCCGGCAGCGUGGUGCCCACUUCAGCGGCAGAAGCAAGUCGAGCUAUGGCUGGGGACACAUCGCUGAGCGAGAACUACGCCUUCGCGGGCAUGUACCACGUUUUUGACCAACAUGUGGACGAGGCAGUCCCCAGGGUGCGCUUUGCCAAUGAUGACCGGCACCGCCUGGCCUGCUGCUCGCUUGAUGGUAGCAUCUCGCUGUGCCAGCUGGUGCCCGCCCCGCCCACUGUGCUCCGAGUGCUGCGGGGCCACACCCGUGGGGUCUCCGACUUCGCCUGGUCCCUCUCCAAUGACAUCCUUGUGUCCACCUCGCUUGAUGCCACCAUGCGCAUCUGGGCCUCUGAGGAUGGUCGCUGCAUCCGGGAGAUACCUGACCCCGACAGCGCCGAACUACUCUGCUGCACCUUCCAGCCGGUCAACAACAACCUCACUGUGGUGGGGAAUGCCAAGCACAACGUGCAUGUCAUGAACAUCUCCACGGGUAAGAAAGUGAAGGGUGGCUCCAGCAAGCUGACAGGCCGCGUCCUCGCUCUGUCCUUUGAUGCCCCUGGCCGGCUGCUCUGGGCCGGUGAUGACCGCGGCAGUGUUUUCUCCUUCCUCUUCGACAUGGCCACAGGGAAGCUGACCAAAGCCAAGCGUCUGGUGGUACACGAGGGCAGCCCCGUGACCAGCAUCUCUGCCCGCUCCUGGGUCAGCCGCGAGGCCCGGGACCCCUCGCUACUCAUCAACGCUUGCCUCAACAAGCUGCUGCUCUACAGGGUGGUGGACAACGAGGGGACUCUGCAGCUGAAGAGAAGCUUCCCCAUUGAGCAGAGCUCACACCCUGUACGCAGCAUCUUCUGCCCCCUCAUGUCCUUUCGCCAGGGGGCCUGUGUGGUGACGGGCAGCGAGGACAUGUGCGUGCAUUUCUUUGACGUGGAGCGGGCAGCCAAGGCCGCUGUCAACAAGCUGCAGGGCCACAGUGCACCCGUGCUAGAUGUCAGCUUCAACUGCGAUGAGAGCCUGCUGGCUUCCAGCGACGCUAGUGGCAUGGUCAUCGUUUGGAGGCGGGAGCAGAAGUAGGAGACUUCUAGCCUUGUCACUAUCCACUUUCCCACCCACCUCCUGCCCCAGCCUUGUGUUUGUAAAUAAAGUUCCUGUGGUUGUGCCGA